Messenger RNA from Drosophila busckii, 1184 nucleotides. Its product is annotated as spaetzle-processing enzyme-like. Gene Ontology annotation, biological process: proteolysis. The record is from RefSeq and is a predicted model, not a curated record. Lineage: Eukaryota; Metazoa; Arthropoda; Insecta; Diptera; Drosophilidae. The transcript is spliced from 2 exons. Bases 51 to 1163 code for a protein of 370 amino acids. Gene Ontology annotation, molecular function: serine-type endopeptidase activity.
UGUCAAACUUUUAUUUUAUAUUCAUAUUCAGUUCACCCAUAUUUAUUAACAUGUACCAUUGGAUUUGGUUUAUGGUCUGCGCUACUGGCCUGUCGUUAGUUACUGCUACGCCGCUUAUACACUAUGGCCAUUGUAUGGUAAACACAGAGCUAGGCGUUUGUCAGCCACGACAAUUGUGCUGGGAACUGCAGCAGGAGGCGAACUUUAAUAGUCAACGCCGUUCACGCUGUCACAGUCGAGUACGCGAUGAUUUGGUUUGUUGUCGACGUGCACAGAAGGUGUCAGCGUCGUCAGCUGCGCUGUAUGAUGUACUCCCACAAACUCCGGUCUGUGGUGGCUACGAUGGCAUGUUCGAGGAUCGGAUUAUAGCUGGCACACAGGCGCAUAUAUUGGAUUAUCCCUGGACGGCGCUAUUGCUCUAUAGCAGUGAUGGUCUGGAGUUUAGCCACAUGUGCGGUGGUUCGCUUAUACAUGAACGCUGGGUGCUAACGGCCGCGCAUUGUGUGCCCAGUUCAGAGAGAAGCGAUCAGUUGCUUCAGGUGCGUUUGGGAGAAUGGAAUACAAGCAGCUCGAUAGAUUGCCAGCAGUUUAUGAACGAUCGAAUUUGUGCGCCACCGCACCUGGAUAUACCCAUCGACCGCAUUAUAGUGCAUGAACAAUUUCACUUGGGUGGUUCCGCCAUGACUAAUAAUUCGAAUGAUAUUGCAUUGCUGCGCUUAAAGCAACCCGUUAGCUUCUCUGACUUUGUGCUGCCUAUUUGCCUGCCCGCAGCAAAUCUGCAAGCGGAGCAUCAAUAUGAGGAUUAUGCUAUGGAGGUCACUGGCUGGGGAAAUACAGAGCAAAUACGCUUUGGUGGCAGUUCGAUUAAGCUUAAGGCUAUGCUUAAUGCGGUAUCCAUGGCCAGGUGCAGGCAAAUCUAUGCGCAGUUGGCGGUGGGUCAGCUCUGCGCUGGCGGCGACUCCCAAGCGGGCACCUGCGGUGGCGACUCUGGCGGUCCACUUAUGCUUGUGGGCGACAAUGCACAGGGCAAGCGUAGCUACUAUUUGACAGGCAUUGUUUCCCUGGGCCAAGCUAGCUGCAUUAAUGGCGGUAGACCAAUGAUCUUUACACGUGUGGAGUACUAUGUGCCCUGGAUAACGGGUACUAUCCAAGCAAACUCGUAAGUGUAUAGUAGUUGUCCGGAU